AUGGUAGGUUGGGAAGGCCCGUCUUCUGCACUAGAAGGAACAGGUGGAGGUGGUGGCGGCUCUUCUUGUCGAGGGGGAGAAGGAGCCACCUCUACUUCUGAGACUGGUUGCCUCGUAGGUCAGGACGAGUCUCCUGGAACUUCUCCUGAAUCCCGCCCUGGUGUCUGUGAUGCCGCGGUUAUCUUCAUUUCUCAUACCUUCCGGGAGACUUCUCUUUUUCGCUUCCGGCUCUCAUUUGUGCCUUCGCCUCCAGCCAUUUCUACACAGAAAAAUAGCAUUGAUCCCUAUAUCGCCAGCCUUCAACGCAAUAAUAUUCGUGAUCUCCUGAGUCAGUUUGAUAGCCUUGACUUCGCACAGGUAUCCCGGUUACGGGUAACUUGUAGUUAUAUUUCAAAUCCAAGCCUCCAGAGGCAAAAAAAUCCUCAAUCUGUCCCAGCCGCAAAUGGCACAACAGCUCCCGAUGCCCUGCCAAGGUCUUUGUCACCACCUCCAUCAACAGGACUAUCACUAGGAUCUAGACCACCUCCACCACCAAUACUUGGAUCAUUACCCUUUCCUCAGCCUCCCAUGACAAAUGGUCCUAGGCCUAUGCCUCUUGGUGGAACCCCACCUGCCCCACCACCUCCCCCUGGUGGCAGUGGAACAAUGGCAAAUUUCACUCAUAGUGCUCAGGAGGGCAAGCCUCCAACGCCUCCACCAAGUUUUUCUAGCCAACAGAUGUAG
This is a messenger RNA of Hevea brasiliensis (rubber tree), 723 nucleotides long. RefSeq lists its product as uncharacterized. Bases 1 to 723 code for a protein of 240 amino acids. The transcript has 4 exons. The record is from RefSeq and is a predicted model, not a curated record. NCBI's taxonomy places the organism in Eukaryota, Viridiplantae, Streptophyta, Magnoliopsida, Malpighiales, Euphorbiaceae.